Messenger RNA from Metschnikowia bicuspidata var. bicuspidata NRRL YB-4993, 2631 nucleotides. It is a transcript of the gene KIP1, whose product is annotated as Kip1p. Lineage: Eukaryota; Fungi; Ascomycota; Pichiomycetes; Serinales; Metschnikowiaceae. The record is from RefSeq and is a predicted model, not a curated record. Gene Ontology annotation, cellular component: nucleus; spindle microtubule. Gene Ontology annotation, biological process: mitotic spindle assembly; microtubule-based movement. Gene Ontology annotation, molecular function: ATP binding; microtubule binding; plus-end-directed microtubule motor activity. The transcript has a single exon. The coding region runs from base 62 to 2572 and encodes 836 amino acids.
CGUCUCUCGAUUUCAACGCCAGCGCCAUUUUCACAGUCUCUUGAUAUAUCAGCAGAAAAAAAUGUCUGAUAAUAUUCAGGUUGUUGUGAGAUGCCGAGCACGCAAUCGCCAAGAGAUAGCGGCGAAAAGCCCUGCUAUAGUAGACCUACCGAAUGAUGAACAUUCUGCAGACGAGCCAUUCGUCACCAUCACAAAUGACACGGCUUCCACGCUAUCGGGGCUCGGGAGAUCUUUGCCAACAACAGGGAAAAUCUUCAAAGUGGACCAGGUCUAUGGCCCCAAUGCAGAUCAAGCCUUGUUGUUUGAUAAUGUCGCGAUGCCGUUAUUCCAUGAUUUCAUCUCUGGCCUCAACGUCACGAUAUUGGCGUAUGGACAAACAGGCUCCGGAAAGACCUACUCUAUGUGCGGCGAUUUAACUGGCGAGAAUUCAGGAAUCAUGCCUCGUGUUUUGUCCAAGCUCUUUAAUUCCAUAGACACGGACUAUAUGGUCAAGAUCUCCUGCGUUGAGCUUUACAAGGAAGAGCUCCAUGAUCUCAUAAACAACGAGUUCGACUUGGCGCCUUUUAAGUCAAAGCUUCGCUUGGGGCCCAGCUACACCAACGACAAGCAGUCAACCGUGAUUCACAACUUGACGGAAAUGCAUAUUGAUAGCUGUGAGAUGGGAUUCAACAUCUUGAAGCAAUGUCUAGAAAGAAGAAAAACCAGCGCAACUAAGCUAAACGACAUUUCUUCCAGGUCACAUACUAUAUUCUCCAUUAAUCUUUUCCGCAAGAAGAGCCUGCCCACAGGUUCUGACGAGUACAUCAAGUCUACUAUGAACCUUGUGGAUUUGGCAGGAUCUGAGGACAUAAAUAAAUCAGGUGCCACCAACGAACGUGCCCGUGAAGCAGGAUCUAUUAACCAGAGCUUGCUUGCUCUAGGAAAGGUGAUCAGUGCAUUGAGCGAAGGAAAGGACUCGAAGCAUGUUCCAUAUCGUGAGUCCAAGCUUACUCGCAUUCUUCAAGGCUCCAUCGGAGGUCAUACGAAAACGGCCUUGAUAGCCACCAUUUCUCCCGCGAAGAUCAACGCGUUUGAAACGGUGAGCACUUUGAAUUAUGCGUCCAAAGCAAAAAACAUACGGAAUCUUCCGCAAUCAAUAAGCGACAGUGACGUGGUCAACAAGAAGGUGCUAAUUAAGGACCUCUCAAGUCGCAUAGCCCGGUUAGAGAGGGACCGUAUUUCCGCAGCUGACAAAGAUAAUCAUGUGAAGAUUAGCGUGCAAACGUACAAGGACUUUUGCAACGCGAGCACAGAGUAUGAAACAACUUACAAGGAAAAGGACGCACAAAUUACCAAACUUUCCUCCAAACUUGAAGCCAAAACCAUCGAGGAGUCCAUGAACCAAGAAAUUAUAGCCUCACUUCAAGCACAACUAGACGAGCUGAGACAAGAAUGUGCCCUUAAAAGCUCCGCAUUAUUGAAGUUGCAAGAAGAAGUCGCAAUGAAAGAAACAUUGACUACAAAAAGAGAACAAACUUUCACUACAGCAUGGACAAAUCUUCAGUCCAGGUUCGAAGACAUUAUAGCAGAUGCUAGCUCUUUUGUUGCAGCGAAUUCCUCAAGUCUCACCGAGAACCUUGAAUCUAAACAGAAUAAAAUAGUGGAUUUCUGGAAGACAAGUCUGAAUAAGCUUAACGAAGAACUCAAUAUAUUCUUGAGUCUGUUCGGCCCUGGAUGGAAACAGGAUCUCACUCAACAAUUAAAAGAAGAUCUCGACUUUUCCAAGGAUGCGGAAAAGAUUAGAGUGAUAGAUUUUGGAUCAGAUCUCUCCCACUUCAAAGAUAUUGAGGAGCAAGUCCAGGGCCAAAUCGAGAAUUCAUUAUUGCUGAAAAGUCACGAAGGAGUAGUGAAUGCUAAUUCGGAAAAGGUUGCCCACGACUAUAAGAAACUCAAGGAAGGAUUACUCAUCCAAAUGCGUAAUGCCUUGGAUCUGACUUUCAAUGCCCACCAGGAUGCCAUCUGCAACGCGAUUAAAGCAAACGCGACUCAAGUGUUGUCAGAUUGCGCUUCAAAAACUUCAGAGGCCAUGGGCAAGUUGUCAAAAGGACACACGGAGCUAUAUAAGAGCAUCGAAGCUAGGGCAGAUGAGCAUUCUCGAAAUGUCACUACAUUCAAGAAUAAGCUUGACAGGAAAAUGGAUGGUGCUGGCGCCAGAAUCUACGAUGAAACAAAGUUCAAAAUCAACCGCGGUGUUCAAUCACUCAUACAAUCCAACCUUGAACAUGGCACUAAUUCGGUCGAACUUCUUGAAGAAUGUUUCAGUGAAACAAAAGCCCUUAUGAGCACAUCGAACGAAACUUUCAAAUGCAAGCUUGAAGGCGCCAAGGACAAGAAAACUAAUCCGUUGAGCGAGAUCAAAGACAUAAAUAUCCCGCGGGUCAGCCCGAAAAGAAAGUCGAGUUCAAUCUCACUUCGCUCCCCACAGCGAUAUGAUCAAUUGGAUUUCAAGCGCAAAAAACUACUGGCGUUGGGAAAGACAGACUCGGAAAUAUCGCGCAGUCAGAUCCCGCAAUUGCAAAUUGGUAGAAAGUAAUUCAUUUAAGGUGUUAAAUAGAAUUCGUGUAACUAAUUAUGAUCUUGCACGACCCCGCA